This is a messenger RNA of Hippoglossus stenolepis (Pacific halibut), 13933 nucleotides long. It is a transcript of the gene tnrc18, whose product is annotated as trinucleotide repeat containing 18. The record is from RefSeq and is a predicted model, not a curated record. Bases 328 to 9666 code for a protein of 3112 amino acids. Lineage: Eukaryota; Metazoa; Chordata; Actinopteri; Pleuronectiformes; Pleuronectidae. Gene Ontology annotation, molecular function: chromatin binding. The transcript is spliced from 30 exons.
UGAGUUUUCACGGACGCGUCGCGAGCUUUUCUCUCUCCCCCCCCACAACUUCUCCCCCACUUUACCUCCGGACCAGCCUGUGAUGGGUCGCUCCGCUGCUCCACGCAACCUGCGCCCAUUUUAACAAGCGUUUGCGUGUUUUUUUUUUUUUUUUAAAACCUCCUUCCCCCCCUUUUUGGUUUUGUUUCUCCAUUCAAAGUCAGCGGGAUGGCUGAGAGGGAGCCCGGGUCGCCUGGGAAACUAAAGACAUUAUCAUAGCCGACGCUGUCUUUUUUUUUUUCGGAAUACGGGGACAAUUUCUUUUUAUAACUUUCCCCUGUGUGGAUAAUGGAUGGCAGAGAUUUCGGACCUCCCCGAUCCGUCCACGUACCACCUCCGUUGUUGGCGGGGCUCGCCAUGGAGUCUCACCGACUCGGAGCAGCAGCAGCAGCCGGGAGGAUCCCUCCCUCGCCCGGUCACUUGGGCGCGAGUCACCCGCCGCCUCUCCACUCUGGAAAAUUCUUGCCAUCGGCCAUUAACCUCCAUCCACACCACAGCGAUGCCUUCCCGACAGGCUCCGGUCACUUCCUGUCUGGUUAUCCAGGCCCCUCCCCCCUGACCUCUGACCCUGCGUACAGAUCGGCCAAUCCCAGCAGCCUGCAGAUGGCUCAGCUCUGGGCAUCACACCCUCAUGAAGGCUACUCCCCGCUGCCCAGCAGCCUGUACUCCAGCCCCUACCUGUCCCUGGGGCACCUUGAACCUCCCUCGCUGUCGCAGCACCCUCUCUACGACUCACAUAAAGAGGGUUUCUACCUGCCGGCCUCCUUGAGCCAGUCUCCUCUCCAUCCUCCGGCUGCGCCCCCGGCCGCCCUGUCCAGCUCCACGCCCCCUCAGAGGACGUCCCGGGACUGCGGUAGGGACCGGCUCUACCGGGCGGAGAGGGAGAGAGAGAGGGACAGGGAGCGGUCAAGAGAGGAGCUGCGGUCAAGAGAGGAGCUGCGGUCAAGAGAGGAGCAGCGGUCAAGAGAGGAGCAGCGGGCAAGAGAGGAGCUGCGGUCAAGAGAGGAGCAGCGGUCAAGAGAGGAGCAGCGGCCUCACAGUGUGGUGGACCUGACACAAGAAGGGCGGAGCGAGGAGGAGCGCCGGGCGAGGAGUGGGGACCGGGAGCGCGAGAAAGAAAGGGACCGGGACACGGAGAGAGACAGAGAUGGUUGGUCUUUUCAUCCUCACCUCCACCAGCAGAAAUCACACUCUCAUCCCUCAACAGUGGAGGCCAGAUCCAGGCCUUCUCCUCUACAGCCCACCUUCCCUUCACCUGGGGGUGCGGGCAGGUUCCAGGUACCAGAAAUGGACAGGAGGAGUCGGGAUGAAGAGGGCGGCUCUCGACCCCAUCACAACCAUAACUCAAAUAACUCAAACUCUCAACCAGACAGACUGAGGCGGAGCGAUUCUGCGGCCACGUCGGCUGCGAAUCUCCAAAUCUCCUACGCCCUUCCGCCUGCGCUAGCUGGUCUGCCCCACCCCUCCACGCCCAGAGACCCUAACAGAGAACAGCGAGUCACUGCACCGACAUAUGUGCCUUCUGUGGAGGUUUACGACGAGCGGGCUGGGCCGAUCCAGAUCGCCUCACAGGCCCGUGACAAACACAGAGAGCGUGAGCGGGAGAGAGACAGAGAGCGUGAGCGGGAGAGAGAAAGGGAGCGUGAACGGGAGAGAGACAGGGAGCGGGAGCGUGAACGGGAGAGCUACAGGCUUCCUGAGAGGAGCCUGAUGGAUCAUCCUCGACUCUCCCAGUCUGGCGAUUCAAGCAAUCAAAGAGAGGAAGGUUCAGUCAUUUGUUCCAAUGGUUCCAUUGGUAAACGGGUACAGGACCCAUCGUACUCCUCCAGUCAAUCAAGGUUCAGCCCAGAAACCAGGGACACCUCUAAACACUCAAUCCGAUUGGGUAUGGAGCGUGCAGGGGGGGAGCCUAAGUGGAAUAACAUCAGCCCAUUGGCUAAUUAUGCCACGACUCACAUGGCUGCUCUGGCAGCUCAACACGGACACACACUCUCCUCACCCCACAGCCAACCUACACAAACACAACUGUCCCCACACACAAGUCACCGGCCCAACAACAACCCACACUCCCACAGCCAUUCUCCCCAGACUCACACCUCCCAACAUGGACAUGGGCGUUCAGGUGAGGAGGGGAGUCAGAGACGCUACCUGGACCCAUCAGCUCUCUACCGACCCGGGGGGUCACUGGUGGCAGGGUCCAGUGGGGGCGAGCGAGCUGGGGGGGCCGAAUCGGACCCCCAGGAGGUUUCAGCCAUGCAGAGUCUGAUCAAAUACAGUGGAAACUUUGCUGCUGAAGGUCCUGGGUCGGCCAGACUCGCCGCAGACGGCCGAGGGCCCUUUGGGGGUCUGGGUAACAUUGGCAUGGAUGGUGAAAGAGAGAGGGACCGGGAAAAAGAGAGAGAGAGGGAAAGAGAAAGGGAGAGGGAAAGGCUAUCAGUCGGAUCUGGUUGUUCAGGGGCGUUGAGGGUUCCUCCCCAGCUGAAGAGGGAGCAGGAGCGGCCGGACAGCGCUCGCUCAUUUGGCCGGGAGGGGGAGGGCGAGGUGCGGCACCCUCCGGUCGGCAUCGCUGUCGCUGUGGCCCGACAGAGGGACUGUGGGAGCAGCAGCAAACCAACCAGUGGACCCUCAGACACACAGAGACCCCUUCUGCAAACAGCUAUUAAAGAUGAGGAGCGAGGGGAGGAGCGCGCUCGCCACCAUGAAGACCGAAUGCUGGUCGGCCGACUGGAGCGUGAGCAGGAGAAAGUGCUCAGAGAGUCCAAAGAGCUGGCGGAGUUCACUCAAAUGCACCCUCCUCCUCUGUCUGGCGGCCUGACGCCCAGUAUGAUGACCCCCAGCCUCAUGAACCCCAACCUUAUGGUGACAGGAGGGGCCGGGCGUUGGCCUCCAGAGCACGCCACUCUGACCUCCCACCCGUGGAUGCCUCGGCCAGGAGGCCCCCCAGUCUGGCUCUCCAGCAGCCCAUACAGCCUCGGUCCCUCCUCACUCCACCAGACCCUCCCUCCAGGUUACCAACCCUCUCUGCAAGGCUCCUUACCUCCAUCUUACCAGUUUGCCAGGGACCCACAGUCUGGGCAGCUAAUAGUCAUCCCUACUGAGCACCUGCAACACUACGCAGGAGGCGAUGUCAUGGAGCGUGGAGGCCCGGUGUGGUCGGGGGUGUACGGUACGGGCAGCUCGCUGCAGCACGCGGCCCAGCUCCAGCUCCUCUCCCAGCACCAGAUGCUACGGCAACAGGAGCUGCUCAUGAUCCAGCAGCACACAGCUCAGGUCCUGGAGCUGCAGAGGAGCGCGCAGUUCGUUGAGCGUUUAAAGGCCAGCGAGCACCGGUCAGACAUGGAAGACAAGGCAGACAAGCGGAACACAGAGCCCAAACCCAGACCCUCCUCAAUAUGCUCCCCAUCGCCUUCACCCGUCCUGCAUCCUCGCAAACCUCCCCGCCCCUCUCGCUCGCCAACACCCUCCACCUCCUCCCUCACCCCGCUGCCUCCGCUCCGCUCGCCUGUGACCACGCUCAAGUCAGAGGAAGCGGGGCAGAGAGUGUUGGUGCACUCGCCGACCCCCCUGCCGCACCCACCUUCCCCCCGCUCUGCCUCGCCGCCCCCGUCUUCGCCACGGCGGCCUAAACAGGAGGUGGCUGAGGAGGAGGUGGGACGGAGGGAGCAGAGGGACAGACAGAAACCGGGCUCUGCCCCCUUUCAGGGCAUCUACCCUGAUGUCCCUCCAGGUUACCCGUACCAGUCUGUCACUGCCCCAUUUGGCUCCCCUUUCCCCGCUUAUCACAUCCCAGCACCUACAGGGACAAACACAGAGCUAGUCCCAGCCCACCGCUCCCGCUCUCCACCGUCAGCUGCCCCUUUGCCCUCAGCACACAUCCAUUCAAGGCUCCUGGACACAGACAUUAAGCCACAGAAACUAGAUCCAUCAAAGACGGGGUCUUUCCUCAAACAGGAACCCGGUGUGGAGCGGCCUCUGCUGGGCGUGGCGCCAGAACCUCUGGGUCCCCUUCGCUGCGGCCCUGUGCGAGCCAGCCAAGACAGAGAGACGGAUGGGGAAGUAUCAAAGCCUCAGCCGCUACCUCUGUACGUCCCCAGUCCUCCACCACAACGAGGUGAAAGGCUGGAAGAAGUCAGGGAGGAAGAGAAGGAACAAAUCAAGAUGGAGGUUUUAUCUUACUCAUGCCAGGCAGCGUAUCCUCCACCCCCUCCACUCACAGAAGCUGAGCCCAAACCCAAGGCCAUCAAGGAUCCAGAGCAAACACGAUACCCACCGUGCAUCACUGCAGAUUCAGACUGUCAGGAAUCGGCUCAGAAGAGUGUUCUUCUGGAGCAAACCGCCAGCGCUGUGUGUGAACAAGAACAACCAGACACUCCAGUUGACUCCCACACUCCCAAUCAGAAAGAACUUGUUCCAGAGACCCCUGUUUAUCCACCUUCCACUUCUAACUCUCCUCUCCCACUGGUGUUCGGCCCUGAGGAUCCCAUGGCAGGGAUGCUCGCCCUGCUGGCAGCCAGCGAGAUGGCCAACUACACCCGCCCCGACACUCCACCCGCCCCAAUACUCCUACCGCAGAUAGAGCUCCUUCCUGUGGGCGCUGACUGCAGCGGCGCGGGGCCUCUGGAGAUGGUGGCCCUUGAGGGGAUGGCCCUGCUCAGCCAAAUGGCCCAGAGAGAGAUGGAGCAAAUCAACCAGGGCCAAAGUCUGACAUUAGAGGGUCUGGAUUGUCUUCUUGAGGCCAGCAGACAGAUCCUGUUGGAGGCCAUAGAGAAACAGUCCCACAUCGAUCUGCCCAGAACUCUGGACCCCAACAAGAAGUACAGCUGGAGGCAGAGGAAGGAGGAGCCGCUGUACAGUAAGAUGUCUGUGGACAUGAUGGACGCAGUGGAAGUGGAGUACCGUGUCCGCCUGGCUGAGCUGCAGAAGACGUACAAGGAGCAGCAGCGAGAGAUGAGCAAGCUGCAGAGACGCAGAGACAAGCAAGAGCGGCUGCAGCAGGAGGAUGAGAGGCGGAGUCUCACCAGACGGGGCAGAGGGCGACCCAGGAAGAGAAAACUUUUGGCCACACCUCCCAAACUGGACAGCAGGCCUGGAAAGGUGGGAAGGACAGUGCAAUACUCUGAGGACUCUGAAGCUGGGGAUGGACAGAGGAAGAGGUUCCGAGUGUCCAGGGAAGAGGAAGAGACGGAGGCAGGAAGUGGAGGAGUGAAGGUGAAAAAGAAGAAAAAGAAGAAGAGCUGGACGGACCAGGAGCCAUCCACCAGUCACGCUCUGGAGGUGUUGAAGGCAAAGCGCAGCCAUGAGUUUGAGCAGGAGCAGCUGGCGUCCGACCUCGACAGAGCGCUCUCGCUCUCGCAGCUCAGCUCGCUCGGCGCGUCCCGCAAACUCGCCUCCACCGCGAAAUUAGACAAGUCGAAGGGCAAGUCCGCUGACGGCCGGAUGAAAGAGCACGGCGUCCACUCCGCUGCCAAAGGAGGGAAACACAAGAUGGCUGCCAAGGCUUCCACUUCAGAGAGCGUCCAGAAGGUGAAAGGUCAGAAGAAGACGUCUUUGUUCUCUCCCAUGAGAUCAGAGCUCAGCAGCUGCUCCAACAACUCCGAUUCAGAGGAGCACAAUUCUGCCCGAGGGGGCUGGCCCCCUCUCUCUGGGACGCAUUCCCAUGGCAACCUGACCAGGAAGAGGCGGCCUGCAUCGUCGCCGACGUCCCUGCUGUCCAGUCAGAAGUCUCAGAAGAAGAAACACAAGCACUUAUCCCUGCUGCUGGAGGAAGCGGGCCUCAGCUCCUCAGACGACUCCUUCGACCAAGAAACCUCCGAGGACGAAGAUGACGAGGAGGAGUUCGAUUCAGACGAUGGCGGCUGCGAGGAGAGCGGGCUGGGUAUGCUGGCCAGGUUUGCGGCUAACGCCAUCCCCGUCAGCUCGACCCCCUUGAGCCUCCUCCAUGAGGGCAAACACCGCAGCAGGCUGAGCACUCUGGGUUCAUCAGAGUGCGAGUGGUCAGACUCAGGCUCAGACUUGCGACUGAGGAAGUUCCCCUCUCUGCUCCACGGAAAACGCUCCGCCCCAGAGCUGCCCCUGUUGCCCCCUGCAACCCGGCGCAGCGACCAGACCAGCCCCACCAAGCGAGAUGAAGCGCCGGUCAAACGCAAGCCCCUGCCCAAACCCCGCCCCUCGCCUAGAUCGCCCCGACGAUUUAGCUUCGACCUCGGCAGCAGCCACGGGUUCGGAGGCUUCAGCGAGGACGAGGCCUGGAGCCGGCGACGCAGCGAGAGGAUUUUCCUCCAUGACGCCACCACCUCAGCGACUCAGUUGUCUGUGUCAGGCCUUGGCUCCAUCAGUCAGAGCUCCUCCUCCUCGUCCUCCAGCUCAGGCCCACCUCUGACCCCGAAGCCCGCCCCCGCCCCCGCCCCCAGACCCAAACCCCCUCCGCCCAGCAAAGAGGGGAAAGACCUGGUGAAGCAGAAGAAGAAACUGAAGGACUCUCCUCUGCCUGUGAGCCCGUCCGUCCUGUGCAGUCCAAUCACCGACGUCCCCGUAACGCUGAGCCUCAGCCCGACGAGGAAGAGCCAACCAAAAACCAAGAUCAAGGCCAGAGAGCCCUCCAGAGGAGCGGUGAGCCGGCUGAUGGAGAGCAUGGCCGCAGACGAGGACUUCGAGCCCAACCAGGACAGCAGCUUCAGCGAAGACGAACUUGUCCCUCCGCGCAGCCACAGUGUAUCAGAGAGGUCCUCCACACCUGCUCCGGUGCAGUGUGUGUUGGAUAAGGACUCUCUGGUGGACGGACUCAGAGUUCUGAUCCCCAUGGACGACCAGCUGCUGUACGCCGGACACGUGAACACGGUGCACUCCCCUGACAUAUACAGCGUGGUGGUGGAGGGAGAGAGAGGAAACCGACCACACAUCUACUGCUUGGAACAACUGCUGCAGGAAGCCAUCAUCGAUGUGAAGCCUCCGUCCGUGCGCUAUCUCCCUGAGGGCACUCGCAUCGCUGCGUACUGGAGCCAGCAAUACCGCUGCCUGUACCCGGGGACCGUUGUCAAUGGAAGUUCAGAUAUUGACGAGAACGACGAUCUGAUCACGGUGGAGUUUGACGAUGGCGACACCGGCCGCAUCCCGCUCUCCCACAUCAGACUGCUGCCGCCCAACUACAAGAUCCACUGUGCUGAGCCGUCCCCCGCGCUGCUCGUGUCCAGCUGCUCCAGGAGGAGAGUCCGCAAGUGCAGCAAAGAGGGAAAAGAAGCCGGAACAAAGCCAGAGGAGACGGCUCCAAAGAUCAAAGGGAAACCUGGUCGCAAACCCAAACCCAAACCAGAAACCUCCAUGACCCCGGACGGCCGAGAGAAAACCGAUCCUCCUCCUUCCUCCUCCCAACCUGCAGAGAGACCCCAGCCCGCAGAGAGACCCCAGCCCGCAGAGAGACCCCAGGCUCCAGCUAAACCUGCCCAGGACAGGACCUCCUCGGUUCAGAAGACAGGUCAAGAGAAGCCGCGCCCUGCAUCCCGGCCGACAAUGGGGACGCAGGCAAAACCAGCCCGCAAAAGCUCCACCACGUCCCCCACAAGUAGCCCGACCCUCCCCAGCCCGGUGUCCAGGAAGAGCAGCUUGACGCCUGCUUCUAAACCAGCUCGGGCUCUUCCUCCCUCCCUCUACCCGUCCACUUACGGAAAAGUGCUGACUGUGGACCUGUACAGCGAGCCCAACCUCAGCUCCUACAACAACCAGCGCAGAGAUAGAGAAAAUACCAGCAGUGUCAGUCCCACCACCAACAGACCCAUGUCCAGACCCAUGGGCACGUCUACUGGGACCAAGCCCAGUUCCUCAUCCGCGGCCAGACCCACCUCUGCCUCCACAGCCAAAACCAAACCCUCCUCGGACCAUCACGGCGGCUCCAGACCUAGCCUCAACUCUGGACUCCUUCCCAGCCCCAUCUCCAGGCUAUCAACAUCCAAACCUGGCUCUUCUCUGGCCCCUAGACCUUCAUCAUCCUCAUUGUCUUCUUCAUCCAUCCCAAGACCCAAACUAAAGAUACCGUCAGACCAGCUGUCCUCCAGCUCCAGACCCAGCUCCAUCUCCAGGCCCAAGCCCAGCGCAGGGCAAAGUGACGGCGGAGGCUCGGCAGUGAGGCGAAAGUCCCUGUCUGUGGAGCCCCUUGUGAAGCUGGACCACGAAGGUGUCACCUCGCCCAAGACCAAGAAGACCAAGGCUCUGAUGUUGCUCGAGGGUCGAGGCAUCAGACGAGAUCACGCCCCCAUCCCAACGGCCUCAGCCAAUCCAAAAGUGAUAAAAGCAAAGCCAAGAGCUCCAGAUAGAGACACGGGUCUGCCAGAGAAAGACUCCAGCUACAAAGCACCGAUGCUGGUGAAGGAGAAGACGGACAGUCGGGGAGGUGGUGGAAGAGGACAGGAGAUAGACACCAGAGAGGAGAAAGUUAAAAAAGAGGAAAGAAAGGAGGUGGAGAAAAGAAAGGAGAGAAAGAUGAAAGAGGUGUCUCAGAGUAGCAGCAGCUCAGAGUCAGAAGAAGAAGGUGACAAAAGGAAGAUGAAGAAAAAGAAGAAAUGCACCUCAAGCUGCUCGUCCUCAUCUUCAUCCUGCUCUGGUUCCUCCUCAUCUUCUUCAUCGUCUUCGUCCUCAUCGUCCUCUUCCUCCACUGAUGACACGUCCUGCAGCUCCGAUGAAGAGAGGACGGCUUCACCUCCACCAGGCCCCGUCUCCACACCUCCGGCACAGGACAAGUCAAAAGAGGAGACUAAAAAAGAAGAGGAAGAGGAGGUGAAGGAGGAGGCAGAGAUAAAAAUGGAGGAAGAGGAGGAACUAUCACCUCCCUCAGAAUCUCCCUCCCCGUCAACCUCUCCGACUCCUGCCCACGCUCCCUCUAAACCUGGUAAACCAGCCACCGGGAAGGGCUCCGGCCAAAGGGGUCGUCCUCCGAAACCGAAGCCCAGUGGAGGAGAGGGGAAAGUGGGGAGACCAAAGCGGAGAGAGGGGGUCCACCUCCCCACCACCAAGGAGCUGGCAAAACGUCAGAGGCUUCCCAGUGUGGAGAACAGGCCCAAAAUCUCUGCUUUUCUUCCAGCCAGACAACUGUGGAAGUGGUUCGGGAAACCAACUCAGAGACGCGGCAUGAAGGGCAAGGCGAAGAAGCUCUUCUACAAGGCCAUCGUUCGCGGUCGAGAGAUGAUCCGCAUCGGCGACUGCGCCGUGUUCCUGUCGGCGGGCCGGCCCAACCUGCCCUUCAUCGGCCGCAUCCAGAGCAUGUGGGAGUCGUGGGGCAGCAACAUGGUGGUCAGGGUCAACUGGUUCUAUCAUCCAGAGGAGACGAAUCCUGGGAAGAAACUCAUCGACAAGAAGAACUGGGAUCAUAUGUGUGGUCAGUCUUUACCGGCAGCGCUGCACUCUUCUAUCCAGAGGAAAGACUUCAUGGAGCGCGCCCUGUACCAGUCGUCUCACAGCGACGAGAACGACGUGCAGACGGUCAGCCACAAGUGCCUGGUGGUGAGUGUGGACGAGUACGAGCAGAUGACCCACACGCGCCGCUACGCCGACAGCGAGGACCUCUACUACCUGGCCGGCACCUACGAACCCACCACUGGCAUGAUCUUCAACACUGACGGAGUCCCGGUCAUCUGCUGAAAAAAACUAAUUGUGACCCGACCUACCGACCUUGGACCUCGCAAGCCCGACCCACGGUCUAAUCACUGAUCUCACGAUUGAGGUUUUGGCUGCAGUGACUCGACGAGCGCCACCACUCCAUGUACCAUGACGCGCUUCAACCUGACUGUCACGAACAGCCACCACCACCACCACCACAGACACGGGAGACACUACAGACAGUAUUAAAAAGGAACAAGUCUCCUGAAACAUUUGCACACACAGACUCCAUCGUCACAAACUGUUUUCACUCGUUGUCGUGUUCGCGGGAACGUUUCAGAACACGCGCGAGCACUUCAGUCACCUUCUACGUGUAAAUAUACUCUGCAUAAAACACACUUACGCCCACAUGCACAGACACGUGUAAAUACUCACCUCAUGUAACACACACACACACAAAGUUAUAUAGAGGAGAAUAUGAGUGUUUUAUUUUCAUGUAACAGAUUUAUGUCAGAGUACUUUUUUCUAUAAGAGGUAAACCGUCGAGAAGCUUUAAUGAACUGUGAAUGGUGAUACAGGAGAGAGGUGUCCGUCCGUCAGUCCGCCCGACUGUCUUCCUCCGUCCCGGCAGGACAGACAGACGGGAGGACGGACGCACACACAUGCCGGUGGUGUGACGUUGUGAUUCUGAUGUUGCCGUGGUGAUGUUACAGUCAUGUUACAGUCAUAUAAAUGUAUCUACAGAACAGCAGGAGCGACGGACAGAUGCAAAAAAAAGGAGAGAGAUGCACAGAAAGAGAGAGAGGUAGAGAGGUAGAGUUGCAAUCCAAAAGAGAGCCCUUAUUAAAAACACUUAAAAUCUACCCUCCGUUAAUUUAACCCCCUUCGAUUCCCCCCCGUGACAAUCCUGAAACCCGAGCAGGAAAAUCGGUCCUGGCGAGACUAGAACUUCUGACUCCCUCAGAGACUCAGGCUGAAGAGAGAGGAAGGAACCUUGUGCCGUGAAAAAGCACUUCUCAUUUUAAUCUUUUGAGUUCCUUACGUUAAAGGAAAAAUCCACCCGGGAAUAAUUUAAACACUAUUUUUUACUCCUUGUCUCGCCUCUUUUGCACCGAGGUUGAACAACAACAAAGGGAAAAGUGGAUCUUUUAGAGGAGGCGCCAGUUUUCUGCUUCUGGGGCGUAGGAACAAAAAUUAUUUAGAGGAAGAAGAAAAAUGGGGUAAACUUCAACACUUGCAAAGUAACUCCACGAAUGUACGGAACGAGACGAGCUGGUGCAUUAACAGUGUACGAGUCCCCGAGGUGGAUUUUUCCUUUUUCUUUAAGGUGUUUUCAGGGUCGUAAACACUCGCAGCCUUUCCCAAGAUGCAUCAAGGUCGUGGCUCUGAUGUUCAGUGUAAAGCUGCCAGCACUGAUUUGAUCAACACAAUUAAAUUUUUUUUACCGCUCAUCCUCUCGCAGUUCGGCCUCACGCGCUCAGUGCGGCUGCGGUGUUUGCGACCUCUAAGUGUCCCGUGUUGGAUGUGUUUUAUAUUUCUUUUGCUUCUGCCGUUUUAUGGACGUCCAUCCGACCCUCUUACGAUCACAUUUCGCCCUCCAAGCUCCUAUUUGACAUGAGUGCACUUUGAAUUAGCUCUGCUGCAGAGGAGUGUUGUAUACGUCUUCCUAGAGUAUUUGCUAAAACCCCACAUCUCCCCUUUUUCCUCCACACACACACACAGACAGACACACACACACACGUCCACAUCCCUUCCUACACCUUGUUCUUUUUUCGGCUCUCUCAGCUGCUUAUGAAUUUUUUUCUACGUGCCUAGUUUAACCGUUUUUUAGGGUGAGACUGUUGAAUGUUGUGCUCAGGGUUGUGAGCGUUUGGGUGGCCUUCACUCUCCCAGGCCUUGUGAUGACGAGUCACCAAACCCCUCGUAGGUUCGGCACCCCCCCCGUUCUCCCGCCGUUACCCUCGGCUCCUCGAGGAGCUGGGGGGGGGGGAAAUCGGACUGGUAUUUUCUCCAGUCUGCUGACGUAGGGAAACACAGUUGUUCUGAAUGAUUUCGAGUUGAAACAACCCUCCGUUCCUGAACUCUUAACCCACUUGGCUACACUAUUGUGUAUAGAGUGUAUCAGAUAUAUGAGUAUACAGUAAAUGCUGUAUAUACGGUUUAUAUCUGUGGGUAUCAUGUUGAUUUUUCUUGUAUGUUUCUUACCACGUUGCCGUCUCUCUGCGUCACUGCAGAGACUGAAGAUUGUCUUGUUGAUAUUCAAUAGGUUUAAUGUUUUCUACUCUCGAGAUCUUUUUGGUUUUUGUCUGGAUUUGUCUGAUUUUAUUUUAAGGAUAUAUCAUAGUUUUAUUCACGCUGACACGUCUGGAGGACGACCCAAGAUGUUGAUGUCGUUAAUGGGACAUUUUUCGCAGAUAAAAUGACAAAUGACGUCCGCCAGCGUUUCAUGCCACGAUGGCGACCCAGUAAAAAUAAUGUUGGUGAUCCGCUGACUCUCAGAGCUGAAAGUGGUUGAGCAGGUACAGAGUCGCUUUUUAUGUUUUCUGACAUUACACGAUGCCAGAAAAUCAUAUCCGCUAAAGCCCCAGCUGCUCCUCCAGCUGCUGCUCGUGUUGGGCACACAGGAGUCGGCUGUUUGAAACCCACGUUCCUGCAGACAGUGGAUCUCCGGCUGGUUCCUCAGCUGUGGGGGUGAACCCGGUAGACACGUCGUACCUGUGUUUGCAGAGUGAACGAGUUAAAGUGCCCAGUUAUGAAUCUUUGUUUACCCCUGGAGCUGCUAAAGCACUUUUUUUGUCUGUGUGUGAGAGAGACACACACACACACACACACAUCACACUCUUAUCCCCUUAUAUUAUCACUCACUCACACUCACAGGGUGAAUUUGGGUGAUCUGGUACAAUGGGUGCUGAUCUAACAAAAUGUAAUCAACACCAGUUUUACUGCAGAUUUGACACAGACGUCUGUGACAAGUAAUUUUAAAGUUAAAAAUCGGUCAUAAAUAAGAUAAUGUUCCUAUUUGUUAUCAGAUUGUGUCGUCGUCCAUUCAAGCAAGUAAUAAUAUUAAUGAAUUUUAUUUCACGUCACCUUUCAAGUUGCCCGAGGACACUUUAAAAUACAUAAAAAAUAAACAAAGUAAAUGAAUUAAAGUGUUGGAAAAGUGUUUUGUCCCGUUUUAUAAAAUGUAUAUAAACAAUUUAAUCAAAUAUACAUUUUAAAAUGUGGGAUCACUAUUUAAGUUCUCUGCUUGUUCUUUAUUAAAACAUAUGACUCCUUACAUGUUUAUAUGAAUAAUUUCCUUUUUCCUAUUCUUUCCUUAUCAGUCUUUCAUGAUGCUUUUUAAAACGUGUUGAUACAGAACUUUGGCCUGUAUUAAGAUUCAGGCUUUUUCAACUUCUCAGAUUAGAAAGUGAAACAUCCCAGAUCAGCAAAUUCAGUUAAAUAUCGGAAUAGGUUGCAGAAGUAAAAAUGUGCAAACGAUCACCCAAAUUCUCCCAACACGUCUUUAUAACCCUUAAAGUGAGUUAUUGCCUUCCGAUGUCUAUAAACCCACGAUCUCCAUCCAAAGUCCAGCCUUAGGCCUUCAAACAGGGUCCAACACACACACAGACACACACAUAUUCCCCACAUAGCCUUCAUUUGGUGUCGUAUAUGUUCUGUCUAUCACCGUUUAUAUGUUUCACUUUUGGUCUUGGUCUGAUUUAAUUUUUCUCAUCUCCUUUUUGGUUAUAACAUUUUUUUUCGCUUCCCCUCUCUGAACAAUCGUCCAGGCCGCUCCAGCAAAUUCUGCUGACAGGCACCGGGAGCUAGCUGCUAGAGAGAGAGAGAGAGAUGGAGAGAAGAAUGGGAGAGAGAGAGAGAGACAGAGAGACAGAGAGAGAGAGAGAGAGAGAGAGAAGAAGAGUGGGGGAGAGAGAGAGAGAGAGAGAGAGAGAGGUGGACUGGAGGCUGGUUCUUCGUCUGCUGUUCCUUCGGUAUCGUUAUCGUCCUGUUACAGAAAAAAAAAUAAAGAUUAUUUUGAAAAUAAAAUAGAAAAAUCAUCUAAGUUUUGUAAAUGACUCUUCAGCGUUGAGGGGAGAAAAAGCAGAAUAUACUUUGUACACGUCGAAUCUUGUAAAAAUGCAAAAAGAAAACAUUUUAGGGAUGAAUCUGAAACCAGAUCUAUUCUGUCGCUCUAUACUGUACGUGUAUGUAUUUCUUUUUUCUUUUUUUUUUUUUUACAGACAGCAACCAUGUUUAUCAGUGUUUCUUUUAAAUUGUUUUAGUAACUCAGUAUUUUAUAGUUAAUCAAUAAACAGAUGGAACUGUA